CUAUCAACGCGUCGCAACAGCCGCCAUUAUAGAUUCCGUUGUGAGUGACCGAGGAGAGUCUCUCACAGUCGUCCGAACUAUACUACUCCGUUGUUCCCGUGUGGCGUCAGAGACCGCGUAUUUUUUUUAUCAUCCGUAUUUAAUCGUGAUCGAACGUUAUUAUUCGUUUAUUCAAUACUUUGUUUGAAAUUCAACAAAACGCUCGAUCAUCGGGAAAACAAAAAAAAAUUUCAUUGUUUCUCGAACUGAGUCGUAAAUACAAGAAAACAAAGCUGGACGCGAUGAAAACGUACAGUCGUAAGAAGGGCGACAGCCCGAGCAACGUUAUUAUUCACGUGAACGAGCUAUGCCGACUGUGCCUCGCCAAGGAAGAAGAAAUGGUGCCCAUUUACGACGACGAAGCUAUUCCUCUGCCGCUACGUAUUAUGGCGUGCGUCAAUCUCGAGGUCUGGGAAGAGGAUGGCUUACCAAACAUGAUUUGUCAUCCCUGCAAAUAUCAGUUAGAAAAAUCUUAUCAGUUUAAAAAGAAGUGCGAGGCAGCUGACACAAAACUGAGAAAGCACAUGAAAUUGAUACAACGCUUGACCGGUCAGGAUGAGGAGGGAGAACAAAUGGAGGGUAAUGAAGAUUCGGAGGAGCCAUCAAGCAGCAGUGGAAAGUCUCGUCAAGUGAAGCAACUGCUCGCUGAUCUGGUAGCCACAAAGGGCGAUGCCAAUCAAGAAGAUGGAGAUCCCAUACAAGUUACAGAAGAAGAACUUGUAGGAGGCUACAUAUUGGGUAUGGCUUCAGAAAAUAUAGAAAUGGAAGAGUCAAUUCCAGAAGGUCCGGCAAAUAUAACUCUGGUUCCAGCUGAAGAAAAAACAGCGAAGGCGCGUUGUACGAUGCGUGGUGCACGUAUAAAGCAAGAACCGACUGGCGAGUCAGAAGACGAGGCGGAAGAGGUUCAGAGAGCAAUCGCAAAUGCUGACCGAAAGAACGUUUUUAUGAUGGAAGUAACAAGCAACAAUUCCGGGCAUGGAGAACUACAACUGCAGCCAGUAACAGAUUCCAUUGUCGGUGGUAACGAAGAACUGAAAGUAUUCCAAUGCGACAAAUGCCCGAAAGCGUUUACACGAAGAAUCAUGCUGAAGAGCCAUCAAUCGGUACACUCGACUCAACGAGGUUUCACGUGCCAAGCUUGCGAAAAGUGGUUCCCAACGAGAUCAGCUCUCAUACGCCACGAACGUACUCAUACAGGUGAAAAACCAUUUGGCUGCAACAUUUGUCAUCGAGCGUUCGCCCAAAAAGAAAUUUUGCUACGUCACUUGAUGACACACUCCGGUCAAAAACCAUUCCAAUGUCAGGAUUGCGAAAAGAGCUUUACUCAGCGUGAAGCUUUGAGAGUUCACAUGAGACGUCAUCAGAAGCUCGAUCCUAAUGCUAUCCAGUUGCAUCACUGUCAACUCUGUCCGAAAGCGUUUUGCCACGCUUCCGGUCUCAGCAGACAUCUUGUAACCCAUACAGGAAGAACGUACAAGUGCGUCGAGUGCGAAAAAUCCUUUACCGAUAAAAGUUCAUUGCUCAGGCACAGUCGUAUACACGCACCGAAAAAAAUGUAAAGAUGAUUGGAUGAAUGAACACAAUUUUUGUUUUAUCGUAAAAAUCCGGAUAUUCACACAAUUUCCUUGUAGGAGAAACUAAUGUCAGAAUGACGAUUCGAAAAUGGAACUCCGUGAAUAACUACCGCUAUUGUUUCACUUUCGUUAAAUUGGUGUCAAAAACAAUUAUUUUUUCACAAUUGAAGUCCAUUGAACGGUGAUAUCUUUUUAUGAUUUCGAUUUUACAUUGUAAAUAUUCAGCAUUGAAAAAUUUGUGUGAAGAAUAAUUUCUCUGGAUUUCUCGAAUCGUAGUUAAAAGAAAAAAAUUAUUCCAUUAUACUAAAUAUGAGCUAAAUAUAUUUGGGAUCCUUUGCAGUAAGAUUCUAAUUUAGUAAAAACGAAUCGAUCAUUGUGAAAAACUAAGAAUCCUGAUUUAAAAUAAUAAUGGCACAAGUUAUACUAAACUACAACAAAAAAAAUAUAAAUGCGAAUAAAAAAAUUCAAGAACUCCAACUUUUGAAAGCGAACAAUUAAUUUUUGGUCCAACAUCGACUUUGUAUCGAUAAAAGAUAUCGAAUCCUUAUAAUUCUAUAUAAGUAUAAACACAGGCACUUUAAUGAUAUUCUUUGGUAUCAUUGUAUUCCCGCGAGUAGCUGGUGAACAAUUAUUUUUUUAUUUAUCGACCAAGUCGAGACAAUGGAACGCUGAAUAUGUGUGAGAAGAGUUGCGUCACAUUUAACAGCUUUCGGACAACCAUAUUACGUUUUCAAAUAAGGGAACCUGAUUUUUUUCUUAUCGUUAAUCUUCACGAUCUUUUACAUGUCUAUUCACUUGGAAAGUCAUGAAGACUUCGUUGUGUGGUUAUAUAUAUAUAGAAAUUCACAAUCUGAUCUAUUGUAUAUAUAUAUAAUAAUUAAGGAUAAACAUUACAUUUUAUAUUGUUACGAGCCACCAUCGUAUAUGAAAAAGAAGAAAACUUCAAUUACUGGAAUAUUUCAUCGAUUCGUUUUAAGGGGACCUAUGAAAAGGUUGUUCCGGGCCACCGAAAUUAUCACACUGUAUAGCCUACCUGUAUCGUGAAAAACAGUAUCAAGAUUUUUAUGUAACAAAAAAAGAUUAGAAUUGAUUAUGCGUGUAGUCCCGCAGACGUUUGUAAAAAAAAACACAAAAAUAUCACAGUAAAAAUAAAUAUGCGUAAACUGAGA
This is a messenger RNA of Venturia canescens, 2782 nucleotides long. Its product is annotated as zinc finger and SCAN domain-containing protein 12-like. Gene Ontology annotation, molecular function: DNA-binding transcription factor activity, RNA polymerase II-specific; RNA polymerase II cis-regulatory region sequence-specific DNA binding; zinc ion binding. The record is from RefSeq and is a predicted model, not a curated record. The coding region runs from base 282 to 1598 and encodes 438 amino acids. Gene Ontology annotation, biological process: regulation of transcription by RNA polymerase II. Gene Ontology annotation, cellular component: nucleus. Lineage: Eukaryota; Metazoa; Arthropoda; Insecta; Hymenoptera; Ichneumonidae. The transcript is spliced from 5 exons.